Rhinolophus ferrumequinum (greater horseshoe bat) is the source of this 4425-nucleotide messenger RNA. RefSeq names its product coiled-coil domain containing 51 (gene CCDC51). The coding region runs from base 2957 to 4189 and encodes 410 amino acids. The transcript has 4 exons. The record is from RefSeq and is a predicted model, not a curated record. Lineage: Eukaryota; Metazoa; Chordata; Mammalia; Chiroptera; Rhinolophidae.
UAGGGAGUCGUCCUGCCAGGGGAGGCUCCGGAAGCCAGGAGGGGUGCUCAACCAGAAAGCACCAGACCUGGGACGGUGCGCGGGCAAAGCGCUGCAGGUAGAGGGAAGAGCGGUUGCAAAGGCCUUGAAGUUUGGCGCAUUCCUGGAACCGUGGAAAGCCCAGCGUGACUGGAGGAAGAUGCGAGGGAGGUGGCAGAAGUGGGCGAGGGCUAGAUCGCCUGGUUUUAGAGCUUUGGAGACCACCCGAAGGAGUUUGGGUUUUAUAAUGUAGUACGGGGUGCAACUUUUUGCAAAUUGUUUAUUCAUCCAAUACAUUUUUGUUGAGUAUUUACUAUAUGCAGAUAAUGUCCUAGGCACUGAGGAUGCAGCAGUGAAGAAAACAGUGCCUGCCCUGGCAGAGCUGACAUUCUAGUGGGUGAGACAAACCAUGAGCCCAGUACAUAAGUGAAAUACAUAUCCCAGGUCAUGUGAUAAUGUGCGCAGAGAAUGAUAAAGCAGAGGAGGUGCAUAAGGAGUGCUGGGGUGGGGGUGGAUGGCAAUGACAUUCGAGCAGGACUUGAAAAAGAGGAGGGAAUGAGCAGUACAGGUAGUGAACACCGGCGUGAAGUCUCUGCGGUGGGGAAGCUUAGUGUGUGCCAGGUGUAUCGAGAAGUGCAUGCAUGGUAAUUAUGUGCGGUGAAGGAUGUUAGCUAACCCUACUGUGGUAAACAUUUAGCAACAUGCAGAUAAGUGUAUCACAUUGUGUUGACUUAUACUACAUGGUGUGUGUCAAUUGUAUCUCAAUAAAGCUGGGGGAAGAAAACCAUCCUCAUGGCUGCAGCAGAGUGAGGAAAGAGAGACUAGUGGGAAAUGAGGUCAGAGAAGAGUGACAGCCAGGAGGUGGAUGCCCUGUAGGCCAUGGAAAGGACUGGCUUUUACCUUGAGAGAAAUGGGGAACCAUUGCAGGGUUUGAGCAGAGAGACAUGUUGAAAGGACCACUGUGUUGACCAUAGACUCUAGUGGCUAGAGUAGAAGCAGGGACACCUGUCAGGACGCUCCUAGAAUAAUCUAGGCAACGGAUGUUGGCCAUUGGGACCAGGUGGUAGCAGUGGCAGGGGCAAGAGUAAGAGGGAUUGUGGACUUAGACAGGAAGUGGCAUUAGCUAAUGGAUUGGACGUGAGGUGGGAGAGAAAGCAGAGUCAGGGAUGAUAAGAGACUUUUGGCCUGAUUGGGACUUGCGGUUCCCAUCAACCAAGAUGGAAAAGGCUGUGGGAAAAGCAAGUUUGAGAGGGAAAUCUGUGAUCCCCAUUAACUUUGCACACAGGGAUGUAGAUGGGCUAGUUUGAUAAAAGAGCCUGGAAUUCAGAGGAGAGGUCUGGGCUGGAGAAGUCAGUAUAGUUGGUUUUUAUUUUGAAGUAACAGCUUUAUUGAGAUAUAAUUUACAUACCAUAUAAUUCAAUUUAAUGUGUACAGUUCAGUGGUUGUAGUAUUUCACAGUGUCGUGCAACCAUCACUACAAUCAAUUUUAGAACAUUCUCGUAGAUUUGUUUUAAAGCCAUGGGAUUAGACGAGACAAGCGUCUGAGGACCGAGCCCCAGGGCACUCUGUGUGGGAAGGUUAGGAGGAUGAGUGAAGACCGGAAGCCAAGUGUAGAAAGUCUUGCAAGGAGACGGAAGCUAUCGAGAGGCACGGGCCACUGACAGGGCAAGUAGUGAGGACAGAACUGAUUGUUGGGAUUUAGCAGCGUGCAGGUGACCUGGCCAAGAGCAGUCCCAGUGGCAUGGUGGGAGUGAAGGCCAGAUCAGAGAGGGUUUACGAACAGGAGAUGAGGAACUGGAAACAGUACAAUCUGUCAAGGAGUUUGGCAGAGAAAUAAGGCAGUUGCUGGAGGGGGUAUGAGAUCAAUUGUCUGAGGAGGAGAGGACGUGGGACCUGGGGCCCAGCUUCUCUUCCCUGGAGCAUGGAUUCUUCAUGCUGAGGAAAAAGAAUGUGGAAAUGGGACAGACACUGGCAGAUGCAAAGGUGUGGGACCUUCCAAGUUUUAGAUAUUUACUUUGUGCAAAAUGAAGCCAUCAGCUGCAAGUAAGGAUGAGGUACAGAUAGUGCAGGAUUGAGGAAGGGCAUUUGGUGGAGAAGGUCACCUGGAUGGAGUGAGAGAAUGGAUUUGGAGGGACAAGAUUCUGAACUUGGACGUCAAGGCCCUGCUUAAUCUGGCCUCUGUCCACCUGUCCAGCCUCUCCUCCAUCCACUCCUCUCGUCUGCUUCCCAGCUGCCGUGGCUGCCUUUCAGGUUUUAGAUGACCUCAAGCACUUUUCCACUUUCCCCCUCUGCCAGAAAUAUCUUCCCUUUGCUGGUUGAGGGGAUUGUGAGACAUCUCAGUGGGAGGAGCCGAGAUACAGUCCGGGGCUGGAGGUGGGAGUCUGAGAGGAGGUGUGGAGUGGGGGAACCACUGGGGGUCAUUGGUGCCUUCCCUCAUGAAGCAAAGGCCCUGGUCACCAAGCUUAUGUUCUAGUGAGGGGCUAGGCGACAAAUAGAGAAGGCAAUAUGUGACUGAUGGAGAAAAAUCAAGCAGGUGAGGUGGCCAAGGAGGGAGUGGUCAGGGAAGGCCUUGCCAAGAGGUGAUAGCUGAGCAGAGACAUAUAAGUCAGGGUGAGCCGACCGUAUUGUGGAGGAAGAGUGGCCCAGGCAGAGGCAGCAGCGGGAUCAUGUUUAGCCUGGUAGGGUGGCUGGGGUGGAGUAGAGGGAUGGAGAGAAGGAAGGGGGUGAGGGCUGAGAGGACCGGGGCUUGUUGGCCAUGCGCAGGACUGGUGUUUAUGCCAGUGAGAUGGGCACUGUUGGGGGUUUCAAGCUGAGGGAUGUGAUCUGACUUAGGAGUUAACAGCCUCUCGUUGCCUUGUGAAGAACAGCUGUGAAGGGCAGGGAGGAAGCCAAGACUUCGUAGGAGGCUGUAGCUGUCAUCUCUGCCAGGGAUCUCCCGAUGACGGGGUGCAGCCCUGUGUUCGCCAUGCAGCACGUCACGGGUGUGCCCCCUGUGCUGGUGCGGAGAGGCCUCCUUGGAAGGGACCAUUCUAUGACCAGGACUCUCUGCAGCCCGAGCCCCAGCCAGCCGAGAGAGAAAGGCCCUGAGGAGGUGGCCCUUGGGCCAUACCGCCGCCUCACAGUGCUGGGAAGAGCCCUGGGCCGUGGCAUUCAGCAGCGAGCGUCCUCCACAGCCAAGACUUGGUGGGACAGAUAUGAAGAGUUUGUCGGACUCAAUGAGGUUCGAGAGGCCCAGGGAAACGUGACUGAGGCGGAGAAAGUGUUCAUGGUGGCUCGGGGGCUCGUGCGUGAGGCUCAGGAGGACUUGCAAAGGCAGCAGGCCAAGCUGAAGGAGGUGAGGGACCGCUUGGACCGCAUCUCCAGAGAGGACAGCCAGUAUCUGGAACUGGCUACCCUGGAGCACAGGAUGCUGCAGGAGGAGAAGAGGCUUCGCACGGCCUAUGUGCGUGCUGAAGACUCUGAGCGAGAGAAGUUCUCCCUCUUCUCUGCGGCCGUGCGGGCAAGUCACGAGAAGGAGCGCACUCGGGCAGAGAGAACCAAGAACUGGUCCCUCAUUGGGUCAGUCCUGGGCGCCCUGAUUGGUGUGGCUGGUUCCACCUACGUGAACCGUGUGCGGCUACAGGAGCUGAAGACCUUGCUCCUGGAGGCACAGAAGGGGCCUGUGAGCCUCCAGGAGGCCAUCCGAGAACAGGCAUCCAGCUACUCCCUCCAGCAGAGGGACCUCCAUGACCUCAUGGCGGACCUACGGGGCCUGGUGCAAGCCGGGCCAGGGCAGAGCUCUGAGUCCCAGGCAGGUACUUCCCCGGCCCGAGACAGAGACACAGAUGUCCUUUCAGCUGCCUUGAAAGAGCAGCUCAGCCAUUCCAGGCAGGUCCGUUCCUGUCUAGAGGGUUUACGAGAGCAGCUUGACGGCCUGGAAAAGACUUUCAGCCAAGCAGCUGGGGUGGUUCAGCUUGCAAAGGCUGUGGCACAUCCAGGCCUGGUGGACCCAGCAGAUGGGGCGCUGCCUGGCUCCUUGCUGGAGCAGGAGGGCGUGAUCUUGGCGCUGUCGGACAUGGAGCAGAGGCUAGAAGCCCAGGUCAACAGGAACACCAUCUACAGCACGCUGGUCACCUGUGUGACAAUUGCAGCCACCAUGCCUGUGCUCUACAUGCUUUUUAGGGCCAGCUAGCACCUGGACCCUCCUCCAGAGGGCCUGAGGGAUGGGUGUGGAUGCGGAUUUAGUUAGAGAAUCCCAGCAGUGAAGUGAGCCUUUGGGGUACACACAACCUCAGCCGGAGUCUGAGUACCAUCUCUGUGGCUCACUAGCAGGCACACUUGGCUUUUUAGGCAAUGCUCAUUUACAGUAAUUAUGAAAAUUUUGUGCUAGUGUCCAAUUAAAAUGUCUUUGAAUUUGUAUUAUUUAAA